Messenger RNA from Plasmopara halstedii, 471 nucleotides. RefSeq lists its product as uncharacterized. The transcript has a single exon. The record is from RefSeq and is a predicted model, not a curated record. Bases 1 to 471 code for a protein of 156 amino acids. NCBI's taxonomy places the organism in Eukaryota, Oomycota, Peronosporomycetes, Peronosporales, Peronosporaceae.
AUGAAGACUUUUAAGGCCUUGCUCACAUUUUCCCUUUUUGCCUUUCCGCUUGCGACAGCAGCUCAUGACCUGAGUGCCGUGGACCAUGGUAUGCAGCCAGAGACAAUGCAACACGGAGCGAUCGUUGGAGUCAUGACCAAUACAAUUAAUGCGUCAGAUAAUAUUGUUCUCAUAAAAGAUAGCAACAUCACUCUUUCGAAAAAUGAUCGGGUGCAGCUUGCGCAGACAAUCAAAGAGAUGAUGGAGAGCAGUCAAGAGUUGGGUCCUGUAAGUGCUAUGACAACUGAGGAUCUGUUUAUCCUUUUGACAAAUAGCACGACAAACCCGUCUAUGUUAUCCCAUGUUGCUGGUAUCAUUGGCGCCGCGAGAAGUGGUAACACUGGUGCGUUAGCUGGUCACGUGGUGGGUCUGCUGAGAUUUUCCAUUCCGAUUCCUUCAUCUCCGAAGUCAACAUCUACGGCUGCGGACUAA